Molecule: messenger RNA, 1431 nt
Organism: Trypanosoma rangeli
Lineage: Eukaryota; Euglenozoa; Kinetoplastea; Trypanosomatida; Trypanosomatidae
Product: putative RNA-binding protein
Exons: 1
Coding region: 1-1431 (476 amino acids)
Molecular function (GO): RNA binding
Source: RefSeq, a predicted model, not a curated record
AUGCUAGAAGCAGGUGCGUCACCAGUGCGGCCCGUGUCUCCGGUCAGCUCUGCCUCCACGGCGGAGUUCACAGCGGGGCACGAUAUCUCUACGUUCAACCGUACUUUGGAUGCUUCUUCCAUCCACGAUGACGGUCAUUUAGUGGAAGGCGGCUCAAAGCAUUGGAUACGCGUAACCCACUUGGACCCAACCACGACAAGUAAAUCUCUCGAGUACAUGUUUUACCCGCAUGGAGGUGAUGAGGCCUUUGUUCUGUGGGAAAAUGGGGUUGUGGGGUACGUCGGGUUUGAGAAUAAAUACAUGGCUGACCUUGGAGUGGAGAAGAUGGAUGCCUUUAUCCCUUGCCGCCAGACACAAGCCCUACGUGUGACCCGUGUGUCACUGGAGGAGGUAUCGAUCGCCAGGAAUGUGGCGUGUUUUUCGUCUCAAAAGGGUCUUACGCCGAUGCUCUACUCAGAUUGUCCAGUGCAAUUCAUUGCCAAAUACAUUGAAAUGCACCGACAGCCCAGCUACUGCGCCGCUGAGUUGGUGAAGGAAGUAGCGCGGGCCCCCCGUUCUGUGUUCGCACGUGUUUUGGCCGUACUAACUGAACUAAAGUCAAGUUGGAUUUCUCUGGAAGAAUUUCGUGAGACCCUCGCACGGCAACUCCUGCAAAAUAUUCUAAAGGAGGAUUCCACAGACGUCGGGGCAAAUUGUGGUACCUUACUGGGUGAGUUGUAUGUUAUGGGGCUACUGACAGGUGACCCAUUCUUUUUGGCGUCGCGUCUGCUCCAGUGUGGUGUACAGUCCAUCCAUCAGGUUGAUAGCAUCUGCAGCAUCGCUCACGCCUGCGCCCCCAUGCCAUUCCCAAUCUCCAAGGCCUCCUUUUGGGCCCUUGUGGGGCAUGUAACACAGGAGGCCGCUGAUCACCUUCGCACCGCCCUUCGUGGGCACCUGCGGCAGUUCAAGCAGAGCAUGGAGUUGCUUUCUCCGCGUACAUUUGUUGCUCCAAAAAAUAGUUGGUUACUUACAAAUGAGCAUAAUAGCAAUUCUAAUAAUGCAUCACGUCUCUUAUCUGAGUCUAAGUCGCGUACCUUGUAUAUGUCGCACCUCCCUCCGAUGCUGCCACAGCAGACCCUCAUGGAGUUGCUGUCGGUGUGUGGUGCGGUGAACAAGAUUCGUAUAUGUCGCGGUAGCGGUUACACGACUCUCUUUGCCUUUGUGGAGAUGGCAACAGCAGAGGAGGCUCGUGCUGCCCUGCGUCUUAAUCGGACGAGCCUUCUUGGAUGCAGCAUUCGUGUGCAGAUUGCACGCAACUCGAUUCAAGAUACUCAGACAGAGGACGCUGUCAUUGAUGCUGAUGGUGCCCCGAAACGCGGAUGUCUUUUCGGCCAGCACGGAGGUGCCCUGGCGGCGGCAGUCGAAGCUGGUGAGAAAGUUGUUGGUGCUUGA